CACCGAAAGCUCAGAAACUCCCCCAGAAGCGUCCAACAUGCAGAAACUCUUGAUCCGCGGUGGGAAAGUGGUGAACGCGGACUUCUCGCAAGUGGCCGAUGUGUACAUCGAGGACGGGAUCGUGCGGGCGGUGGGGCCGAAUCUUCAGCCUUCUUCCGAUGGAAUCCAGGUGUUGGAUGCCACGCACAAGUUGGUGCUUCCCGGCGGAAUCGACACGCACACGCACAUGGAAUUCCCCUUCAUGGGGAUUCCGACAAAAGACGACUUUUACCAAGGAACGAAGGCUGCCCUUGCAGGAGGUACCACUAUGAUCAUGGACUUCGCACUCGCUCAGAAAGGCUGUUCCCUCAUUGAAGCCUAUAACCAAUGGAGAAACAGGGCUGAUCCUAAAGUCUGCUGUGAUUAUGCACUUCAUAUGGUCGUAUCAUGGUGCAGUGAGCAGGUCAAAGAGGAAAUGAAACUUCUUACCAAGGAAAAGGGUGUCAAUUCAUUUAAGAUGUUUAUGGCAUAUAAAGAUGUCUAUAUGAUUGGAGAUAAAGAAUUGCACACCCUCUUCAGUCAAUGUAAACAAAUUGGUGCAAUUGCUCAAGUUCAUGCAGAGAAUGGGGAUUUGAUUGCAGAGGGUGAAAAGAAGAUGCUGGCUUUGGGAAUAACUGGUCCAGAGGGACAUGAAAUGGCCCGACCAGAAGAAGUGGAAGCAGAAGCCACGUUGAGAGCUAUUACCAUUGCAAAUUCAGUAAAUUGCCCUCUCUAUAUUGUACAUGUGAUGAGUAAGUCUGCAGCCAAGAUAGUGGCAGAUGCCCGCAGGCAAGUGGUGACUUGACUCUGACGGGAACAGAUAACUGUACAUAUGAUAUCUGCCAGAAGGCUGUGGGAAAAAAUGAUUUCACAAAGAUCCCAUAUGGAGUGAAUGGAGUGGAAGACAGGAUGUCUGUGAUCUGGGAAAAAGGAGUGGUAAGUGAGAUUUCAAUUCAUUCUUUACCACAAUGGUGA
Messenger RNA from Thamnophis sirtalis, 993 nucleotides. The record is from RefSeq and is a predicted model, not a curated record. NCBI's taxonomy places the organism in Eukaryota, Metazoa, Chordata, Lepidosauria, Squamata, Natricidae.